Messenger RNA from Linum trigynum, 3185 nucleotides. The record is from the annotation of a GenBank genome assembly. Lineage: Eukaryota; Viridiplantae; Streptophyta; Magnoliopsida; Malpighiales; Linaceae.
CGUCCCGACAAACCAAUGAGUAACCCCUCAAGCAUCUCUCUCUCUCUCCAUUUCUCCGAGAUUCCUUGAAUCCCUAAAUUCGAUUGAUUGUGCCUUUCAUCGUUGUUUGUGCGAUUCCAGCUUCCGGUAAAUGACGGAUUGGUUUGGGACAACGGUACCAACCUUCUGGAGCCUUGUAUCGAUCGAAUUGCCGAAACUGUUGGAAAGGUAAGCACUUUCCUUUGGUUUCGUGUCUUCUCUAUUUUUUUUUUUUUUUGCUUUAUUCUGUUGCUUCCUUCUAAAACCUUGUGGUGUCUCUUUUCAAUUUUGGGUUAUUGAUGGCAGUACGAAACUUUGGCUAAGUUGUGUUGAGGUUUGAGCUUCGUUGCUCAGAAACGGGUGACCAUGACCUUCUUCCUCCUCCUUUCUUAGCAACAGCAGCGGGUCAGCAUGUUGGGGAAUCACAACAGGUCGGCGUGCUAGGGGAUUGUCUACGACGGCCGAAUCCGGUUGGUGGGGUUCUUUCACGGCAGUGACAGCAGGUCGGCGGCGUGGGGGAAUGACAGCGCCGAUGGGUUGGGGGGAACGACAGCAGUGGUUGGACGAUUGGUCGCAGUUAGGAUUUAUGGAUUGCAAUUGAAUAUAGGGAUAUAAAUGUCAAUUUAUUAUAAUUUAGGGCGAAAUAAUUUAAAUUUUAGGGCGACGAAUAGCAAUUCAGUAACUUAAAACAGCCCUACAGUUACGACUUGCGAUUCUCCCGCCGCCGGCAAAAGGUCUCUCCAAACGCCGCCUCCCCGUCGAUUUGACUCCGGCUCCUAGAUUCUCUAGCCACUGGGUUUCUCUAUUUAUCAAUCAGCGACUCCGGGCUCCGAUAAUUGCUUCCUUUCUAACUCUUCGUCUUCUAGAUUGUCUUUAGCUUCUCCCUCGUCGUUGGCGUCUUGUCCUCCGUAGCGCCGGCUGAUUCUCCUUCGCCUUCCUCAUUUUCAGCUGGGUUUUUCCGGGUAACCUUCGUAGCUUUGUACAAGAUUUUUCUUUCUAGAAUGAGUCCUACUCUGCUCGCAAAGAAUGUGGCUUUGGUCAUAAAGUACCAAAAGGAUCCUCUGAAAGCUCUUGAAACUUUCAAUUCUGUGAAGAUAGAAGAUGGGUUUUAAGCACACAUUGUCUACCUAUAGGUGCAUGAUUGAGAAGCUAGGUAUCCAUGGUGAAUUCCAGGCAAUGGAGCAAGUGCUCAUGGAGACUAGGAUGAAUGUCGAUAAUAACUUGCUGGAAGGGGUGUAUGUAGGAGCCAUGAGGAACUAUGGGAAGAAAGGGAGAGUUCAGGAAGCAGUUGAUGUGUUUGAGAGGAUGGAUUUCUACAACUGUGAGCCUUCGGUGUUAUCGUAUAACUCCAUCAUGAAUAUAUUGGUUGACUAUGGGCAUCACGAUCAAGUACAUAAAGUCUACUUGAGGAUGAGAGAUAAAGGAAUCUCUCCUGAUGUUUACACUUUUACGAUUAGGAUAAAGUCCUUCUGCAAGACGGGAAGGCCUCAUGCUGCUCUAAGGCUUCUGAACAACAUGUCUUCUCAAGGGUGUGAAGUCAAUGAUGUUGCUUAUUGUACUGUUGUUGGUGGGUUUUAUGAUGGGCACUAUCUACUUGAUGCAUAUGAAUUGUUCAACCAGAUGCUUGAAUUGGGUAUUUUUCCAGCCAUUGCUACUUUUAAUAAGCUUAUGCAUGUUCUUUGCAAGAAAGGGCAAGUCAUGAAAAGUGAAAAGCUGUUGAGCAAGGUGCUUAAGAAGGGUUUCUGUCCAACUUGUAUACAGUUAACAUCUUCAUCCAAGGGCUCUGUAGAGAAGGUGCAGUAAAUAGGGCCGCUCCAAUUGGAAACGGUGUGCAGAUCCUCGGGCAAUGGGGCGUACCUAAAGAGCUGGGCUUUCUUGUGCUUGGCGUUCUCCGAGAAGGGGAAUGAGAAGUAAGUGGCGGCUCCGCAGAAGAGCACGAGAGCUGUGUAGCCGAGGUACCGCCGCAGCUCAGCUUCCGACGAAGCCGGCGCGGGAGAGGAGGUUGAGAAUGUGCAAACAGGGUUUGAUGGAUAGCGAUUGUUUGGAGGGAUCGGCGGCUUCGUCGGCGGGAAGGCGGUGGAAAUGGGUUGAGAUGGACGGCGGUGGAGGAGAUGGUUGAUUGAGCGCCGGAGAGUAAGAGCUCUCGACAUCGUUUAAGGCAAGGUGGUCACUGGUCAAGGCUCGCACCUCUCUCUGAUUGUCUCUGUGAGCCUUCCUCAACUUCUUGCUCCCACCUUGAGCAUCUGAAGUUCUGGAAUCUGGAGUACAAAAUUAUCAAUUCAGGAGCGUUUUGCAAAAAGCGUGUAAUUCAGGGACCAAAAAGUGAGUGAACCCUUUAACUUAAAGAGCAUUGCUAUCCGUCGCCCUAAAACUCUUUAUUUGUCGCCCUAACAUAUAUUAAAAUGACUUAAAUAACCUUCCUCCUCCUUGUGAGUUACCAGUCAGUAACCCCGUCGGGAUGGGACUCCCCGUCGGCAGACACAUCGUCCCGACAAACCAAUGAGUAACCCCUCAAGCAUCUCUCUCUCUCCAUUUCUCCGAGAUUCCUUGAAUCCCUAAAUUCGAUUGAUUGUGCCUUUCAUCGUUGUUUGUGCGAUUCCAGCUUCCGGUAAAUGACAGAUUGGUUUGGGACAACGGUACCAACCUUCUGGAGCCUUGUAUCGAUCGAAUUGCCGAAACUGUUGGAAAGGUAAGCACUUUCCUUUGGUUUCGUGUCUUCUCUAUUUGUUUUUUUUUUUUUUUGCUUUAUUCUGUUGCUUCCUUCUAAAACCUUGUGGUGUCUCUUUUCAAUUUUGGGUUAUUGAUGGCAGUACGAAACUUUGGCUUUGUUGUGUUGAGGUUUGAGCUUCGUUGCUCAGAAACGGGUGACCAUGACCUUCUUCCUCCUCCUUUCUUAGCAACAGCAGCGGGUCAGCAGGUUGGGGAAUCACAGCAGGUCGGCGUGCUAGGGGGAUUGUCUACGACGGCCGAAUCCGGUUGGUGGGGUUCUUUCACGGCAAUGACAGCAGGUCGGCGGCGUGGGGGAAUGACAGCGCCGAUGGGUUGGGGGGAACGACAGCAGUGGUUGGACGAUUGGUCGGAGUUAGGAGUUAUGGAUUGCAAUUGGAUAUAGGGAUAUAAAUGUCAAUUUAUUACAAUUUAGGGCGAAAUAAUUUAAAAUUUAGGGC